AUGAUGGCUCUGCAAUUCGGCGGCCUCCUCGAAUUGAGUCCGGCGUUGUUAGUUUCAAAGCAAACUGUCCAGGCAUUGGUGUCUGCGGUGCUGAUGAACGUGGCGAUCGUCGGCAUCAAUCAAGUGUAUGAUAAGAAACUUGAUCGCGUGAACAAACCUUAUCUGCCGCUGGCUAGCGGCGCAUUCAGCUCAGACACGGCGCUAUCUAUAAUCGCCGCUUGCACAACUGUGAGCCUGGUGUUGGGAGUCUUGAGCGGCAGCAGUGCUCUGAUCUUUUCCCUGGUUGUCAGCUUGCUGCUUGGCAUUGUAUACUCUGUAGACUACCCCGGCCUUCGCUGGAAACGAUCACCAGUCCUCGCCGCGUCGUGCGUGCUGUUUGUGAGGGCUGUGAUCGUUCAACUGGGGUUCUUUGCUCACGCACUUGGACGUGGCUUAUUAGAUUUCCACUUCCCAAAGAACCUUUGGUUUGCCAUCGGUUUCAUGGUUGUGUAUGGUGCUGUCAUAGCAUUGUUCAAAGAUUUACCUGAUGUGGUUGGUGACCAAAAGCAGAACAUUCGAACACUUUCUGUUCGACUAGGUCCGUCGGUUGUUUUCAACAUUUGUGUUUCGCUGCUUUCCAUGGCUUAUGGAAGUGCUGUGCUCUUGAGUGUGAUGUACAAUUCUGCGACAUCUACUGUGUUGGGAAUUUUGCACACAGCUGUGAUUUUUUCACUGCUCGUUGCGUCUAAACGGGUCGAUAUAUCGUCGAGUGCAUCGCUUUAUGAGUACUACAUGCUCAUUUGGAGGGCUUUCUAUGCUGAAUACUUCCUGCUGCCUUGGUGUACGUUUUGA
Molecule: messenger RNA, 831 nt
Organism: Micromonas commoda
Lineage: Eukaryota; Viridiplantae; Chlorophyta; Mamiellophyceae; Mamiellales; Mamiellaceae
Exons: 1
Coding region: 1-831 (276 amino acids)
Cellular component (GO): membrane
Molecular function (GO): transferase activity, transferring alkyl or aryl (other than methyl) groups
Source: RefSeq, a predicted model, not a curated record